Molecule: messenger RNA, 3040 nt
Organism: Sorex araneus (European shrew)
Lineage: Eukaryota; Metazoa; Chordata; Mammalia; Eulipotyphla; Soricidae
Product: butyrophilin subfamily 2 member A2-like
Exons: 8
Coding region: 239-1804 (521 amino acids)
Biological process (GO): T cell receptor signaling pathway; regulation of cytokine production
Cellular component (GO): external side of plasma membrane
Molecular function (GO): signaling receptor binding
Source: RefSeq, a predicted model, not a curated record
UCGGGGUCAGGGAGGCGCCGCGGUCCCGCGUCUCUGACAUCCAUGGGAGGCGAGGACAAGUUCCUUCUGCCGGUUCGGGACGGCUGCGACCGCGCCCCGGGCAGGUUGGAGGAAAAAAGGGGCAGCAUCAAAGUCCGCAGCGGCGCGUGGGAGGCGGGGAGCAAGCCGAGAGCGGGCAGAGGGGAAUCCUCGCAGGAGUGCGGUCCCCGCCUCGGCCGGGAGCUUGACUUCGGUGCUGAUGGAGCCCGCUGGUCCCCCGCGUGGCUACCCGCCACACUCCCUCCUCCUCCUCCUCUGCUCGCUCCUGCAGUCGUCAGCCCAGUUUACAGUGGUGGGACCCGCGGAUCCAAUCCUGGUCCUGGUGGGAGAAAACAUCACAUUACGCUGCCACCUGUUCCCAGAGAAAAAUGCCCAGGACAUGGAGGUGCGCUGGUUCCGGUCUCAGUUCUCCCCCGCAGUGCUGGUGUAUAAGGGCGGGCAGGAGCGGAAUGAGGAGCAGAUGGCAGCGUACCGAGGGAGAACCACCUUCGUGAGCGAAGACAUCCAGCGCGGCCGUGUGGCACUGGUCAUACAUAACGUCACUGCCCAUGAGAACGGCAUCUACCGCUGUUAUUUCCAAGAAGGCAGAUCCUAUGAUGAGGCCGUCAUGCGGGUGACGGUGGCAGGGCUGGGCUCCCCGCCCCUCAUUGAGAUGCAGGUGCUGGAGGAUGGGGGCAUCUGGCUGGAGUGCACAUCUGGAGGCUGGUACCCGGAGCCCCGCGCAGUGUGGCGGGACCCCUAUGGGGAAGUCGUGCAGGCCCUGGAGGAGGCUUACGUUGUGGACACAGAUGGCCUCUUCACCGUCACCCUGGCCGUGAUCAUCAGAGACUGCACUGUGAGGAACAUGUCCUGCGCGGUCAACAACACCCUGCUCGGCCAGGAGGAGGAAAGUGUGAUCUUCAUUCCCGGGGCUUCCCUGGCUCCCCUUCCAGAGCCUGUGGUUCCCAGCACCUCCUCCUGGACGCCCGCCCUGCUGGCCGCCCUACCGGCUCUGCUGCUGCUCAGCGCCGCCAGCAUCUGCCUCAUCAAGAAACUCCACAAGGACAAAGAGCCCAUGGAAAAGGAGGGGGAAAGUGAAGAGACGGAUGAUGCAGAGCAACUUCAAGAGGAACUGCGCUGGAGAAGAACCCUCUUAAACGCUGCUGAUGUGCUCCUGGACCCAGACACGGCGCACCCCGAGCUCUUCCUGUCAGAGGACCGGAGAAGCGUGAGACGGGGCCCCGGCAGGCAGAGCGUCCCUGACAACCCGGAGAGAUUCGACUGCAGGCCUUGCGUCCUGGGCCGGGAGAGCUUCUCCUCAGGGAGGCAUUACUGGGAGGUGGAGGUGGAGAAUGUGAUGGUGUGGGCCGUGGGGGUUUGCAGAGACGGCGUCGAGAGGAAAGGAGAGGCCCUGCUGGUCCCUCAGAACGGCUUCUGGACCCUGGAGAUGUUCGAAGGUCAGUACCGGGUCCUGUCCUCUCCCGAGAGGAUUCUCCCGCUGAGAGAGCGCCUCCGCCGGGUGGCCGUCUUCCUCGACUACGAGUCUGGAGAUGUCUCCUUCUACAACAUGCGGGACCGGUCGCACCUCUACACGUGUCCCCGCGCGCGCUUCUCUGGGCCCCUGAGGCCCUUCUUCCGGCUGGGGUCUGAUGACAGUCCCCUCUUCAUCUGUCCGGCCUUCACUGGGGCCCAGGGCGUCACCGUGCCGGAGACGGGCCUGAUCCUUUAUAGAACUGGGACUCAGCACGAAUCUCAGGCCCAGUUCCUCAGUCCGAGAGUCCGGUAGGGUCUCCCCGACGGCGGCACGACAGGGCACAGCACCCCUGGAAGCAACCGGCCCUCCCCUCUGGUCACAUCAGAGACCCUCCCCCAGAGGUCUCCCCGAUGCGGGCGCCAGCCCCGGUCUCCCUCAUUAGGCUGCUGUGAGUCUGUCAUUUGCCUGAGCUGGGGGCAGGAUCGGGACCCGGGAACAAGAGGGCGGCCACCCACCGCCAGCCUUGAGGAAAGUGUGAGAAGUGACACAGUCAACCUGACGUCAGAGAGAUGGCAACAGGAAACACUGGUAUGGAUGGAGGGGUGGGAAGAUGGAAGUCGGCGGGAUAAGCACAGUGGAGGUCAGAGAUAGAAGCAGCUAGAAUAGUGGGCAAGGCUACGGCUGUGGUCAAGCUCCUUCUUGACUGAGCCACGUGGGGGUCCCGGGAGCUGAGGAUCAUUUCUAGUCACCACCCCGGGAUUUGCAGGCCACAGGCAAGCUUCCAGACUGAGAACUGAGCUGGAGAAAGGGCGAGGACGGAGCUGGGCCUGGUGGGGCCCAUCUGGACCCACAACCAAGCAUCAGGCAAGGCCAAACUCAGGUACUGGGCUUCACGUGGGGUUAAGGUCCCAGCUGGGCAGUGAGUCCUCAACCACGUGGACUCCCCAAGGUUGGGGUUCAGUGGGAACAACAGCAGUUCCCAGCUUUGGGGACUUAGGAUGCCCUUAGAUACUUAAGGAGUUAAAUAUCCUAAGUGAAAUGCUGGGAUACUAUUAUAAGUAUUAUAUUCUUAUACUGUUAUAAGCUGAGGACCCAGAGACCUUUUGUUUCUUUGGGUCAUAUCUGUCAAUAUUUAUGCUCUAGGAGAUUAAGAGGGAGAUAUUUAGAUUUUACUAUAUUUAUAUUUAAAUAAAUAAUAUACCAUUUACAGAUAUAUUCAUAAUAUAUAUUAUAUAUUAUAUGUUUUGUGAAAAAUCACCAUUGUUUUCACAUGCAAAAUAAAUCUUGUGAAGAACUGGGACAUUUUAAACAUUUAGAUCCUCAUUGCUACCUCCACGUGUCAUGCUAGUGUGCAUGCUUUGGUGCAGGAAGACCAGGUUCAAUCCUUGAUUCAAAAUCCCACCCCUCACCUCCACCACCCCUGCCAUCCUCCACUCCCACCCCGUCCCCGAUGUCCCUAAGCGAUGAACCGAGAGUAGUAUCACUGGGUUAGCCUCCAAAACAAACUGAAAAUCCAAAGUUUUGUUACCAUAGGGUAUGGAAGAACAC